GCAACAGACACAGGACUAAAAUUUUAUAGAGCAGGUAUUGAUUGUCGGACAAGAAAAUGCGAUUGAAACAUAUAACGAAAGAUUCCGCCUGAAUCAUUUUUAAAUAUUACCGUAAACGUCAUAGCUUCCGUCUGCAAUCGAGCCUUAUUGAUUUGUCUGUAUGAUAAAAUUUCAUCAUGACUAUAGGUACCUUUUGUUUAUCACGCAGUGUACAGCGACCUCUUAAGAAUUGGGAAUUGUGGCAUACAGAUAUAAAUUCAAGUGAACAACAAUCUCUCAGUGCUCAGCUUCAGAAAAAAAAUCUUCUGAGUUAAGAUCAUGGAAUGGGUUUCCUGGUUUGUAGCUCUAGUUUCAGCUGGUUUAGGAUUACUUCUCUUAAAGGUUGCAAGAGAUCUAUGGUGGACGCCUCUGCAAAUUAAGAAGUACUUUGAAGCCCAAGGGAUUGGAGGUCCUCCCUACAAGCUACCCUUUGGAAAUGCCCCUGUAAUUGUUCAAAUGGCCAAAGAGGAGAGUUCUAAGUCUUUCCUGUCAGGACACAAUAUAAUUCCUCGAGUUCUUCCUGCCUAUCAUCAAUGGGGAAAAAUCUACGGUCAGGAUUAUGUUUACUGGUUUGGGACUACACCAAGGCUUCUUAUUCCUCACCCUGAGCUUGCGAAGGAGGUAUUAUCGAACAAGUUUGGGCACUAUGGAAAAAUUAAAUUUCAGCAGUCUGGAGUGCCGGGACUUGCAGGGUUAGAAGGGGAGAGAUGGGCACAGCAUAGAAGAAUACUUAACCCCGCUUUUCACAUGGAGGCCUUGAAGGGUAUGAUUCCCUCAAUUGCAGAGUCUGGCACCAAUAUGUGCAGAGAAUGGAGAAAUUUAGUAUCUUCAGGUGCCAAUGAAAUUGACGUUUUCAAAGAGUUUUCUGUUCUCACAUCAGAUAUUAUUUCACGUACAGCAUUUGGAAGCAGUUACGCAGAGGGAAAUCACAUUUUCGAUUUGUUGGGCCAGCAGAUCCUCCUGUUUUUUGAAAGAAUACGCAGAGUUUAUAUUCCAGGUUCCGGGUUUCUUCCUACAAAAGAGAAUAGGCUUGGAUGGUGGUUGGAUAAAGAAAUCAAAAGAUGUAUAAGACAGGUGAUUGAAGGCAGGGAGAGAAAUGUUAGCACGGAAAAUUCGACUGACUAUGGUACAGAUCUACUUGGACUAAUGAUGAAUUCCAAAAAGAAGCAGGGUGGAGGAAAGUUGCAGAAUAACAUGAGCAUGACUAUAGAUGAAGUAAUUGCCGAAUGCAAAACUUUCUAUACAGCUGGACAGGAAACUACAACAAUCCUCUUGACAUGGACCAUGGUCUUGUUGGGAAUGCAUCAAGACUGGCAAGAUCGAGCACGCAGGGAGGUGUUAGAAGUAUGCGGGAAAAAUGAAUUUCCGAAUGCUGCUGCUGUAAAUGGCCUAAAGAUUAUGGGAAUGAUACUCAACGAAUCCUUGAGACUGUAUCCACCUGUAGUGGCACUGGGCCGGCAACCAUUAAAGUCAAUGAAGCUUGGAAAAGUCUCAAUUUCUGCAUGUACUCAACUUGAAAUUCCAAUCCUUGCAAUGCAUCACGAUCCAUUGUUGUGGGGCAAUGAUGUGCAUGAGUUCAAUCCAGAAAGGUUCAGCCAGGGAAUUUCAAAAGCUGCUAAACAUCCAAUGGCAUUCAUGCCCUUUUCUGUAGGUCCACGGUUUUGCAUUGGUCAAAACUUUGCAUUAUUAGAGGCCAAAGUGGUAUUGGCCAUGAUUCUGCAACGUUUUUCCUUUGUGACUUCACCUCAUUACAUCCAUGCACCUGUUCAUUCAUUCACUCUUAAGCCCAAAUAUGGAGCUCAGGUCAUACUCCACAUUAAUUGAAUUUAAUAACAAAGAAUCCCGAGUAAACAAACUGCUAUAUUCAAGUAUAUUAUUGUGGGGUAUGGAUAGGGAACAGUUUGAUAUAAAGCGUGGUAAAAUACUAAUAUUUUUGUGUGAUGACUUUGUUAUAUUACUAUAAUGUAAAUUGGUACCCUAUGUUAAUCAUGUGAUGAUUUUGAUCAAAUCGUACUGUAUGGUUAUAUUUUUUAAAUAUUAAUCAUAAAAAAUGCUUACAUUCCCCAA
Molecule: messenger RNA, 2106 nt
Organism: Cryptomeria japonica (Japanese cedar)
Lineage: Eukaryota; Viridiplantae; Streptophyta; Pinopsida; Cupressales; Cupressaceae
Product: cytochrome P450 734A1
Exons: 5
Coding region: 319-1863 (514 amino acids)
Molecular function (GO): monooxygenase activity; heme binding; oxidoreductase activity, acting on paired donors, with incorporation or reduction of molecular oxygen
Source: RefSeq, a predicted model, not a curated record